Molecule: messenger RNA, 1626 nt
Organism: Ilex paraguariensis (yerba mate)
Lineage: Eukaryota; Viridiplantae; Streptophyta; Magnoliopsida; Aquifoliales; Aquifoliaceae
Source: the annotation of a GenBank genome assembly
AUGUCGAAUGCUGAUGUCUUAAAUCACAUUAUACCUGAUGAAGAAGUUGAGGAAGACAUUUCAGCUGCGGCUUCUUCAGAUUGUUCAGUCUCGAUUGUUCACCUCAAAUCUGAUAUUCUUGAGAGUGAAGCAUUGAACUUACUGGGGGAGGGGACUUAUGUAGACACUCUUUUGACGACAUUGCCAGUCUUAUCAGAGGAAGAGCAGAAUGCCAUUGCUGCCACUCCGGCCCAUCCGGCUGGCUUGUAUGAGUCUUACCCAAAGUCAUAUUUGACAGCCUUAUAUGCUAGUUGCUUGGCUGGGAAUUUGGUGGAACAGCUUUGGAAUUUUGCUUGGCCUGCGGCUAUUGCAUUGCUUCAUUCAAGCCUUCUUCCGGUGGCUGUCAUGGGUUUCUUCACUAAGAUUGCAAUAAUUGUGGGAGGGCCCUUGGUUGGCAACCUUUUGGAUCAUUUUCCCCGGGUACCUGCAUAUAAUUAUUUGACUAUUGUCCAGGCAGCUGCUCAAUUGUUAUCUGUUGGAAUGAUAAUUCAUGCUCAUACUGUUUGUCCCUCCUUGCCAUCAUUUGUACUUCUCCAGCCUUGGUUUGUUGUACUUGUAUUUGCUGGAGCUGUUGAGAGGCUAUCUGGAUUGGCUCUGGGGGUUGCAAUGGAGCGUGAUUGGGUUAUGCUGUUGGCUGGAACAAAUCGGCCAAUCGCUCUGGCACAAGCAAAUGCUGUUCUUAGUCGAAUUGAUCUCGUGUGCGAGAUUGCUGGAGCAUCAAUGUUUGGCAUUCUUUUGUCUAAAAAUGAACCAGUGGCAUGCUUAAAGCUUGCUGCUGGCUUGAUGAUAGUGGCCCUACCUGUUGUGGUUUCACUCACCUGGUUAACCAACAAGCUUUCUUGUGGGGUUCUUGACCGUGCUAAAUCUCCUCAAACGUGUCAUAGAAAUUCCUCUGGAGAACCUCUUCCUUAUGCUGAGAACAUAGUGGAAAUGAGUGUGGAAGCUAUAAAGCAUGGGUGGAUUGAAUACUUGCAGCAGCCUGUUCUUCCUGCAAGCCUAGCCUAUGUGCUACUCUACUUCAAUGUAGUUCUUGCUCCUGGAGGUUUGAUGACAGCAUUUUUAACACAGUGUGGUUUGAAUCCAUCCAUCAUUGGAGGCUUUAGUGGAUUAUGUGCUUUUAUGGGGGUUGCAGCUACAUUUAUGUCUGCAGACUUGGUCAAGCGAUUUGGCAUUUUAAAGACUGGAGCAGCUGGACUGAUACUACAGGCUUCAUUUCUUACCAUUGCUGUUGCUGUGUAUUGGAGUGGAUCUCUUUCUCAGCAGAUCCCACUUCUAUUUUUCUUGUCUUUGAUUGUAUUUUCAAGGUUGGGACACAUGUCGUAUGAUGUUGUUGGGGCACAGAUCCUUCAAACUGGGAUCCCAUCAUCCAAAGCAAAUCUAAUUGGGACCACGGAGAUUUCUGUUGCAAGUUUGGCAGAGUCUGUAAUGUUGGGAGUUGCAAUCAUUGCAAAUGAUGUUUCCCAUUUCAGGUUUCUAGCGGUGCUGUCACUGUUAUCAGUGGUUGGGGCAGCGUGGUUGUUCUGCCAGUGGUUGUUGAAUCCUACGGAUGCACAAAGAAGCCUUUUUUCUUUUGACCUGCAAUUUUGA